UAUAGCGAUAAUUCGCUUCUCUGCUGGACGAAGGGACAGCGAAGCGAGAAGAUGAGGACAAGAGCCAACUCCUGCCCACCGCUGGACCCAACCAUCCCUUCCCUUCUCCUUCUCAGCCUCUCCCUCCUGCUUCCACAAGCAAAGGGCCAAGUGCCGGCGCCCCAGCUCUCCGAUGGCGUGCGCUGCUCCGCCGACCGGAGCAUCUACCCAUGCCAGGCCUACGCGCUGUACCGCGCCGAACCCACCGAGGUACCCCUCUCCGUCGACCUCGCCUCCGUCGGCGACCUCUUCGGCGUCAGCCGCGCCAUGAUCGCCCGGACCACCAACCUCACCGUCGCCGACUCGACCCUUCCCCUCCGCCAGGGCCAGCUCCUCCUCGUUCCCCUCACCUGCUCCUGCGACCGGAAUCGCUCCUACUCGCCUGCCUACUACCAGAUCAAAGCCGACGACACCUUCUACUUGGUCUCCACCGUCACGUACGGCAACCUCACCGCCUACCCAGCCGUCGAGCUGGUGAACCCCACCCUAGUCCCUGAGGACCUCCAGAUCGGCGUCAUCGUCAACUUCCCCAUCUUCUGCCAGUGCCUCAAGAACAACACCAUCAACGGCAAGAACAUCCUCGGCCUCGUCACCUACGUUCUUCAGCCAUCUGAUACGUACGCCUCGGUCGCCGCAAGCUUCGCCACGGACGUCCAGACUCUCACCGAUCUGAACGGACCAGAAAACAUGACCUUCUCUGAUAUUUUCGUUCCCCUGUAUCAAAUUCCCCCACCCCUGCUGCGAACAAACGUGUUGUCAGAAGCUCCAGCUUCACCGCCUACAGCCUCCGCUCCCGUGGUCGAGAAGAACGAGAACAAGGGAGUCAUCGCUGGGCUGGCAGGGGGCUUAGGUGCUCUCUGCGCGCUGCAGCUGCUGCUGCUGGCUUGGUGUUGGAGGAGAUCAAAUAGAAAGGGGGAGGAAGUCGGGAAGGGUGGCAACUACAGUAGCAUGGAGAGGAGCGGGAAGGGAGGAGGGGAGUCGAGGAUGGCCAAAUCGGCGUCGGGAGAUGGCAAGCUGAUAACGGACAUAUCGGAGUGGCUGGACAAGUACAAGGUGUUCGACGUGGAGGAACUGCGUGAUGCGACGUCGGGCUUCGACGAUAGCCGGCUGAUAAAGGGGUCGGUCUACAAGGGGACGAUCGGCGGCGAGGUGUUCGCGGUGAAGAAGAUGAAGUGGAACGCCUGCGACGAGCUCAAGAUCCUGCAGAAGGUGAACCACACCAACCUGGUGAAGCUGGAAGGCUUCUGCAUCGACGCCAAGGAAGGCACCACCUACCUCGUCUACGAGUACGUGGAGAACGGUUCCCUCGACGAUUGGCUCGGCAACCCGGCUUCCGCCCGCAAGCUGGACUGGCGCACCAGGCUCCGCAUCGCCCUCGACGUCGCCAGUGGCCUCCAGUAUAUCCACGAGCACACCUGGCCCCGCGUCGUCCACAAGGACAUCAAGACCAGCAACGUCCUCCUCGACGGCAACCUCCAUGCCAAGAUCGCCAACUUCGGCCUCGCCAGCACCGGCUGCAACGCCAUCACCACCCACAUCGUCGGCACGCAGGGCUACGUCGCCCCCGAGUACCUGACCGACGGCCUCGUCACCACCAAGAUGGACGUCUUCUCCUUCGGGGUCGUCCUCCUGGAGCUCAUCACUGGCCGGGAGGCCGUCAACCAGGACGGGGAGGCACUAUGGUCGGAGGCGGGCAGGUUGUUCCAGAGCACGGCCGGGAGGCUGGAGGAGAGUCUGCUGCAGUGGGUGGACGCCGCUCUGGCGGGGCAGUCCUGCUCCGUGGAGAGCGUGGUGAGCGUCAUGAACGUGGCGAGGGCCUGUCUGCACAAGGACCCAUCAAAGCGGCCGAGCAUGAUGGACGCAGCGUACAUGUUGUCCAAGGCCGAUGAGCACUUGUCCGAUUUCUCUAUAGAUGGUCUCUCGGUCGGCGGUAGCGACGUCGCCGGAAGGUGAAGCGAACAAUUCUAGUACUAGAUUUCUGAUCUUGAGGAUAAAUUACUUAGUUGCCUAUGCGUGCAUAUGUAGGAUGUGCAAUUAUUACUAAUAAGCACAUAAUAUGUUUUGUGUGAUCACAGAGGAACUAUCAUCUUGCUUUAAGGAAAUUAAUAUGAGAAAAACUUGCUGUGUAUA
Molecule: messenger RNA, 2169 nt
Organism: Musa acuminata AAA Group (dessert banana)
Lineage: Eukaryota; Viridiplantae; Streptophyta; Magnoliopsida; Zingiberales; Musaceae
Product: serine/threonine receptor-like kinase NFP
Exons: 2
Coding region: 52-1992 (646 amino acids)
Biological process (GO): protein phosphorylation
Molecular function (GO): ATP binding; protein kinase activity
Source: RefSeq, a predicted model, not a curated record